CCCCUCUCUUCCCUUUAAGCACAAAGCGCAUGAAUUUACUUCGCUGUAAUCUGUACUUUUGUCCAUCCUGAAGCUUCCCCGUUAACCUUAUCAUCAUCAUCCUGUACCAUUUACUUAUAACUAAUGUAUACACUUCUAUGUCAAGCCAAUAUUUCAACAUAUAUUGGCGCCUUUGAGCUCAGAAGCAGCGAUGCUAUGCUGUCGCUUCUGAGGAAUCCACAUUGAUAUGUAUAGAACUCUUGGUAAGCAUCGACUCAUAUACCGUGCCCGCAUGUCAAAUUAUGUGAAGACCGGGCUAGUGAACCAAGCACUCCAGGUGUUCGACGAAAUGACUCAGUCAGACUGUAGAGUUUUCAGCAUUGAUUACAACAGAAUAAUUGGCGUUUUGAUUCGUAACUCGCGUUUUGAUUUAGCAGAAUGCUACUAUCAUGAAAUGAAGCCUAUGGGGUUUUCCUUGAAUUCAUUGACAUAUUCAAGAUUCAUUUGUGGUUUGUGUAAAGUUAAGAACUUUGAUCUUAUUCAUAGGCUUCUUAAUGACAUGGAUAUGGUUGGUACAGUCCCUGAUUUUUGGGCUUAUAAUACGUAUUUGAAUCUUUUGUGCAGUGAACAUUUGGUUGAUAUUGCUUUGGAGUUGUUUAGAGUAAUGGGAGCGAAAGGGAAAGAGCCUGAUGUUGUGAGUUAUACCAUUCUUAUUAGUGGGCUGUGUAGGAUUGGACGCUUCGAUAAUGCUGUUGAAAUGUGGCAUGCAAUGAUUAGGAAAGGAUUAAUUCCAGACAAUAAGGCUUGUAAAGCUCUUGUUUUCGGCUUGUGUGGGAGUGGUAAGGUUGAUUUGGCUUAUGAGCUGACUUUAGGUAUUCUAAGGGGUCAAGUCAAAUUCAACACGGAAAUAUACAAUGUGCUGAUACAUGGGUUUUGUGGAGCUGGUAGGAUUGACAAAGCACAAGCAAUUAAAACGUUCAUGAGGAGAAACAGGUGUGAACCAGAUUUAGUUACUUAUAAUGUGUUCUUGAAUUAUUGUUGUAAGGAGCUUAUGCUGGAAGAGGCGGAGAAGUUGAUAGAGAAGAUGGAAGGAAAUGGGUUGGAACCUGAUUGUUACAGCUAUAACCAGCUUCUUAAAGGUUUCUGCAAAGCCAAUAGAUUGGAUAAGGCAUAUAAGCUAAUGACCCACAAGAUGGAGGCCAAUGGCUUGGUAGAUGUUGUAUCUUAUAAUACUAUUAUUAGAGCGCUCUGCAAGACAGACUGUAGUAAGAGGGCAUACAAUCUCUUCGAGGAGAUGGAGCAAAAAGGAAUUGUUCCUGAUGUUGUAACUUUUACAAUUCUUAUAGAAGCUUCUCUAAAAGAAGGUAAUUCCAGUGUAGCCAAGGCACUUUUUGAUCAGAUGAUCAGCAUGGGCCUUUUUCCAGAUCGUGUACUCUACACUUCUAUUAUUGAUAACCUAUGCAAGACAGGUAAAAUAGGGAUGGCUCAGAGCAUUUUCCAUGAUAUGGUGGAACAGGGUGUUGGGGCUGAUGUUAUCUCGUAUAAUGCACUAAUCAACGGAUUUUGCAAGGCUUUUAGAGUAAAUGAAGCUUUGCGUCUUUAUGAAGAUAUGCAAGCUAGAGCUUUGGAUCCAGAUGAAAUCACCUUCAAAUUGAUUAUUGGAGGCCUCGUACAGGAGAAGAACUUCUCAGUGGCUUGUGCAAUUUGGGAUCAAAUGAUGGAGAAGGGUUUUACACUUGACAGAGAUUUAUCGCAGACUCUAAUUAAUGCAAUCAACUCAUAGGUUGCACCGUAUAGGAAUGGUUGACUUGCUCUGAAUCCUUCCCAUGGGAAAAUUUCUAUUGGAUUUGCAGCUCUCGGAACUCAGUAGACCUUCUGUUCUUCUCAAGGAAAUGCCUAAGUCACCCAAGGUCACAAUGGUAAACAAACUGGCCAAGCUUCUUGGAAAAAAGAGGAAAGUAUAUAAUGGAUUCUUUUCACCAUGCUAGCAGGAAAUACUAUUCAAGAGCUUGUGGAGAAGGAAAGUGUGGGUAGGACAAUUGUUUAAGACCCGGCGUGUCAUCAACUGACAUUGGUAGUUUCUAAUUGAAAAAGGAGAAGAUUGGAGCAUGUAAAUGAAGCUGAAAUAGUUCUUGAGGUGCUAGAAUCAUUACAGGAUUAAUUUUUGGGCCUCUGCAAAGUUUUAAGGGAAAACCAAUGGUGUGUCUAACUCUCAUUUAUCAAGGCUAAAUUGGAGAGUUCCGUCUGUUAAAAGUUGUUGAAAGCUGGAGGCUCUUAACAGAAUGACUUAUUUUCUAUUGUGAACAUUUGUACUGUAAUAUGUUACUCAACAUACUUAAGUGCUGAGAUGUAGCUUACAGUGUUUGUCUCCAUUAUCUAAGAUAAAGAUAAAGCUUCUUGGCCUGA
Nicotiana tabacum (common tobacco) is the source of this 2385-nucleotide messenger RNA. RefSeq lists its product as uncharacterized. The record is from RefSeq and is a predicted model, not a curated record. Lineage: Eukaryota; Viridiplantae; Streptophyta; Magnoliopsida; Solanales; Solanaceae. Gene Ontology annotation, molecular function: protein binding.